AUGAAGAUGCUGUCGCCCGGCUUUCCGAUGCGGCGGUCGUCCGGCCUUGUGCGGUACGGCGUCUUGGCGGCCAUUCUGCUGCUGGCCUUGUACACCUUCAGCCACAGCUCAUCAGACAUCUCCCGCAUACCGCAACCUUUACCAAUAGGCCAGGCCGCGCCAGGCAAACCAUUGCAACCCCCCAAUUCAAAUCCCGCCGGCAACGAGGCUCCUGUCGUCCCAGGAGGCGCAAAGGCACCCAUCGCGACGGCGCCAGCGUCCCAGGGAACCGCCAAGCCAGACUCUGCUAACCAGGAGCCCAUCCACAAAUCUCUUCCUCCGCUCGGCCCUCCGCCCACCGCCGGCGGCCACCCCAUUGACAAGCUCGUAUACGAUGCCCAGAUGACGUUUGCCGAGCUGACUUCGAAGGAAUCCAAGACGGUGGAAGAGGCUGCCCAGGCCUAUCGCAAGCGCCGUGGCCGCCACCCUCCCCCCGGCUUCGACAAGUGGUUCGAGUUUGCUCGCUCCAAGAAUGCGGUCAUUGUUGAGGAUUUCUUCGACCGCAUCUACCAGGACCUCCAGCCCUUCUGGGGUCUUGACCCGGCUGUCAUCCGCAAAGAGGCGUGGGAUUUUGAAAUGACAAUCAACAUCCGUGACGGCAACGCCACUGCGCGAAGCGACUUCUUCUGGACCAAGAUUUGGCUCAAAAUGAUUAAGACAAUCGACCACUUGCUGCCAGAUAUGGACAUUGCACUCAACGCCAUGGACGAGCCCAGGCUGGUUGUUCCGUGGGAGGACAUGGCCGGUUACAUGAAGAACGCAUCCAAGACGAUCAAGAUGCCCAAGUCCAAGAACGUCAUCAGCGAGUUUCAAAAGCUGCCUCGCCCAGGUACCGGCGACGUCGAAGUCAAAACGCGCGCCAAGAACUGGGAAAAAACAAAGCCUUACUGGGCCAUUGCUCGACGCGGCUGCCCCCCUGACAGCCUGGCUCGAGUGGAAGAUCUCAUCAAAACCGCAGAUAAAACGCCCGCCAUUAACUCGUCAUAUGCCGAACCCCACAUGUACAAGGGCUUCGUCUCCAACUUUUCAAUGUCCACCGAAAUUUGCCAUCAGCCGGACCUGCAAGCCUUGGAGGGUAUCUUUAUCGAGCCGAUCUCUACUUCUGCCUCCAAGGUCUUGUUCCCCAUGUUUGGUGGCUCUAAAUUGGGAGUCAACAACGAGAUUUUACUACCUGCACCCAUGUAUUGGAACGAGGAGGAGCGCUUCACUGGUGGAGACAACCACGGCGUUUCCUGGGAGGACAAGGAGAACAAGGCCAUCUGGCGCGGUGUCGCGACCGGAGGUCAGAAUACCGUACACAAUUGGCGAGGGUUCCAGCGCCAUAGAUUUGUCGCCAUGAACAAUGGCACCACAGUUUCGCGAGUGGAGCAUGGAGAAAAGGCAGAUAACUUUGCAUUGCCGGGCGAGGAAUACAACCUACAGGCACAGAAAGAUGGCAAGCUGGGCGAGUGGAUCGAUCAAUGGGCCAACAUCAGCUUCACGGACCUCAGCUGCACGCCCCCGCAAAACGGAAAGUGCAACUACACGAGCCACUAUUUCAAGCCAACUAAAGGAAUGAAGAUGGCGGAACAAUUCGAUUCCAAGUACAUCCCAGACAUUGAUGGAAACUCUUUCUCUGGCCGUUACCUUGGCUUCCUGCGAUCCACCUCCCUCCCUAUCAAGGCUACUGUCUGGCAUGAGUGGCACGAUAGCCGCCUGGUUGCAUGGAAGCACUUUGUUCCCAUGGACAGCCGCUUCAUCGAUUACUACGGCAUCAUGGAGUACUUCCUCGGGUACGGGGGACGCAACAGCCACGACCACGUGGCAGAGAAGAUAGCCACCGAGGGCAAGGAGUGGGCCGAUCUGGUGCUGCGCAAAGAAGACAUGCAGAUCUAUGUGUUGCGGCUGCUGUAUGAAUAUGCUCGAUUGCUCGACGAUAAGAGAGAUAGUCUGGGAUGGGUGGACGAUGUCCUGAAGAACCCGUCACUGGAGAAGACAUGGAACUGGUGGUGGUAA
Trichoderma aggressivum f. europaeum is the source of this 2034-nucleotide messenger RNA. RefSeq names its product CAZyme family GT90. Bases 1 to 2034 code for a protein of 677 amino acids. The record is from RefSeq and is a predicted model, not a curated record. The transcript has 2 exons. Lineage: Eukaryota; Fungi; Ascomycota; Sordariomycetes; Hypocreales; Hypocreaceae.